CACAACUUCAACACGGAACACCAGCAUCACGGCAUGGUUGCCUGAUCUUCUCGCGGCUUGCGCACCGAUCCGACACCAUGGCCUUCGACGACGACGACACUCCUAAUGCGCCGGCCUCCGCCACCAGCACUGCUGCGCCCGAGGAUGCUGACGAAGAUACCCCCGACUACAAGCUCUUCUUGUCCAUGUUCGAUAAAUCCGGUGUUUCGAGCAAGGCAAUUCGCAAGGGCGAGAAGGAUUUCGAGUCGCACGGAACCCGGGCGCAGGACAAUCUUCUGGAGGCGAGCCGUAAUGUCAUGGACAAUGUGCUGAGCUACACAAGAAUACACCGAGAGGAUGCUUGGGUACGAGGCUGGUGCUUCCCCGACUGGUGGGCAGACCUUGAACAGGCUGGAGAAGAAGAAGGGCUGUGGCUACGAGACAGAGUUGUCGCGAUGGAGCACGAGCGAGGAAACUGGCAAAAGGACAUCGGGCGCGCGGUACCAGGCAAGCUCGAGCGAGCUGGUGCUGGGCGGCUUUGGCUACUGCCAGAGGAAGCCAUCUACCUGGUCGAGCGCGGGACCCUCGACCUGUGGUGGCCCAACCGACAACUGGAAGAACUGCUUCCCAAGGCUGAGGCUGCGGACGAGGCUGGACUCGACCUAGGGCCGGACGACUACGAUGCCGGACUACCGCUAAGUCUCGAGGCAGCCUAUUCUCUCUUCGUCGGCUACGAUGGCGAGAGGGGAAAGAUCUCACUACCCAAGUAUCAUGUCUUCUCGCAUCUGAAACGAGCAGGCUUCCACGUCCUACGUGCACCUCCACAACCCCAAUCAACAUCACCUCCGCCCCCCACCAAGACACUAUGUGAGUGGCUGUUUUCCUUCGUCAGCCAGGACGCGCGUCCAAGGCAGCAACCAUUUGGGCGCCUUGUCCAGCCAGGACUUUAUCGUGCCUAUCGGCCCAUCUAUCAAAAGUUGGCGAUUCUCCCCCGCCACAAACCGCUGCCUACACCGGCAGAAGUGCAUACUCCGGAAGAGCCUUUCCGCAUAUUCUUUCACGUGUGGAAGACGGGUGGUGCUCCAUUCUCCAAGAAGAGCCCCCCACCACCCGAUUUCCGCAUUGCAGUUGUUGAUGCGGGCGACUCAUGCGUACCGUCGCUUGAGCAAAUCGAGGCGCUCCUAGAGUCAACACCUUACGACCCCCCAAUUAAACCGGCGUGGCAAGGGCCAGGCCGUAUGUACCAACGCCUCAAGCAUGGACAUCGAAACGUGCUCGUGGCAAUCGUGGACCGCGGUCUUGUCAACUUUAUGAGGUUUGGAGAAGGCGCCUUCGGAGAAGAGAGACUGUUUGAACGGUUUGAUAACCGGGGCGGUCCUAGGGGAGGCAAGAAAGGCGGCCGCGGAGGAGGAAGAGGACGAGGUCGGGGCCGAGGUGGUCGAGGCGGUCGAGGACGUGGUGGAUAAUGUAUCAAAUAAAGAAGACAUGAGGAAAACACGACUUACGACAAUUUACGAAUGGGCGAGUCAUACGAUCUACCUAGACUGACGU
This is a messenger RNA of Ilyonectria robusta, 1530 nucleotides long. RefSeq lists its product as uncharacterized. Bases 78 to 1445 code for a protein of 455 amino acids. The record is from RefSeq and is a predicted model, not a curated record. NCBI's taxonomy places the organism in Eukaryota, Fungi, Ascomycota, Sordariomycetes, Hypocreales, Nectriaceae. Gene Ontology annotation, biological process: tRNA-type intron splice site recognition and cleavage. Gene Ontology annotation, cellular component: tRNA-intron endonuclease complex. The transcript has a single exon.